AAAGGGAUUAGGUGUUUAAAUUUCAGCUCCAUCUAAGACCUUUUUAACCACUUAGAAACAAAAGAAAGGCAACUGGUGAUGCCUUUGCCUGGAAGAACAGUGAUAUUGGUUCUUUAUUUUGCAUAUCUACAUCUGAUAUGCAUGUCAAUUCCAAAUUUGUGCAAAAACGACGGAUACUUUGGAACAGACUGUGUGUUACCUUGUCGAUAUCCAAAUUAUGGAGCAGAUUGUCAAAAGGAAUGCAAUUGCGAUAAAAACUUUUGUCAUCAUGUGUCAGGAUGCGCAAUGAAACAUGCUACCGAUGAAGUUGAACGGAUAACAACAUUAUCGGUGAACGAUUCAGGAUUGUUGCAGAACGAAACCAAAAUGAAUAUUCUCUAUAUGUCAACGAAUAUUAGCACAAGAGACAGUACAAAAUACAAAUCAAUGUGGACUGGUAUGGAUGUGAAACACAAGGCGAUGCUCGUUUGUAUAGUCUUCUUUGGCUUUGUUUCCAUUGUCAUCAUUGUUGUUUACAUUAAGAUAACUGUUAGUAACCGUGCACGUGUUCAGUACUUUAAAUGGACAAGAGUACAGGAAAUGGAAACACGUAAUUUAAAUGAAACAUUCAGUUUAUAAGCCAACCUGCUUUUCCGUAAGUGAUGAAAGUAUACAAGCGUUGAAAAGAAACAAAAAAACAAUAGUUAAAGUAAACCAAAAUCAGUUCUGUCGAUGUUUAAAUCAUAAGGAAUUUAUAUGAUCUUGGAUGAAGAAGAUAUCCAUCCCAAAAUAUAUAUAUAUAUAUAUAUAUAUAUAUAUAUAAGAGGAGGUUCAUGGACUCGGAUAGCUACCAAAGUUGUUAAACUUUUAUAAAUCAUUAACAGCUUAGCACUUCUUUGUACCAUUCAAUCC
Molecule: messenger RNA, 891 nt
Organism: Saccostrea cuccullata (small rock oyster)
Lineage: Eukaryota; Metazoa; Mollusca; Bivalvia; Ostreida; Ostreidae
Exons: 4
Coding region: 79-618 (179 amino acids)
Source: RefSeq, a predicted model, not a curated record